CCCCCCUCCCCCUCCCCCACAUCCAUACGUUACCACCCACCAUCCUCAACCCUUGCAGUCAUGCCGCCUGCUAAUGCUCCGGGAAGAUCACGCCUAUCGAAACUCUACCACCGACUCACCUUUGCGCUCGGAUUAGGAGUCACGCUAUGGGUCAUCCUGGGGUACAUUGGCACGAGAAUGAGACGGGCGAGGAUCGAGUUGGUUCAGGGUCGACAACGAGCAGAUAGGGUCAAACAACACUUUACGUCGACAAUGUCCAAUAUCACGUUCACCAUCUACGCUCUCCUACCUACGCUUUCCUCCCAGCUCCUGGAAAGUCUCGAUAUAGAAUCCCUGACUGAAGAGCUACAAAACCUCGCUGCUGCGGGAAAGCACACGAAUAUCAAUGACGACAAACCCACGCCGGGUACUAGCGUACCGACGGAUUCAGAGGGCAUGACGAGCGGGGCAUCGAGUACGACCUUGGAGAGCGAUUUCCAGUCACACGAGAGGGCAGACGAAGUAGCAUCCGGACGGCCAACAGGUCUGGGGAUGGGAUCGACGGGGAUGGGAGCGGGCAUAGGAGCUAGCUGGGCUAGCGAGUUUGUCAACUCGAACCCGUCUUCCUCCUCGAGAGGCGUUUCGACCGAUGUCUCCGUCUCAGGGGGUGAAGAACAUGGGGAUCUUCUCAAUCAAGACCAUGAUCGCCAUCACAUUCAAAACGAUCCUCAUCAGCCCUUCAAUACCCCAGGAUCGCACAUGGAAACAUCACACUCUGACUUGGAAUUGGAGACAGCUACGGAUAUGUCGACGUCGAUGAGCAACAUCACCUCUGAUCCAGAUCCUUCGCCCGAUUCCCAAUCCGGAACCGGCUCGCCAAAUCGAGAUCGAUCCAGACGAGGAACAGGAAGAGAGGCGGAAGGUGAUGACGGCGACGUCGAAGGUGGAAGUAACACCUUUGAUGGACCUAGGUCACCCGAGUCGAGGUAUCUGAGGAGUCCUAGUCGGAGCCCGAGGCGGUCCAGACGUGCAUUGCCUAGUCGGGGGACUGGGGCGGGUUCCGCUUUUGCGGGUACGACGGCUGUGGAUCAACAUUCUCAGCGAUACCACGAAAUCGGCACACAAAGGGGAGGCGAUCAAGGGUCUUCUGCUUCGUAUGCCGAAGUCGUCCAAUCUGGACCUGCAGAUAUCACUGUCACCCGAGACGAAGAGAGAGCAAAAACAGAGAAGGUUGAAUCCCAGCCAGGGAGGACCAAGGCGCAAUUGUGGACCGAAAUCAAGAUCCAGGCUAUCACUAGAACCGUGAUGACGUUUUACCUUGUCCCCCUCUUGACGAUCCAGACGACGUCACAGUUGACCCUCUUGGCUCGGUUACAUCACCUGCGGAACUUGGCAGAUGCUCAAUCCGCCUCGACGCGCUCUCCGAAAGGUUCACGCGCACUCGGCGAAGAUGAUGAGCACCCUACGUCACCGGUCAGAUCGCGGUCGGGGAUGAGAAAAGCAGCGAGCGAAGUCAUCCAGCUCUUGACCCCCUGGCGAUACUUUUCACUGGAGUCGAUGGGCCUGGACGAAUAUACUACGGAGACUGAGCAGCCAGGCGGAUUUAGCUCUGGCCUCUGGUCGAUUGGAACGUCGACCGCUUCAUACCUCUCGGGAGCGUCGAAAUCUUUCGCUUCCCCUGCCGAUUCGGCAGCCACCGUGACGCCGUUACAUGCUAGGCUCGACGUCGAAACUGAGAGAAAGUUCCUAUGUUUCAGCUGGUGGCUUUUGCACGUCGGUUGGAGGGAGCUUGAGGAACAGGUCCGGAGUGCUGUGGUCGACGUCUUCAAACCGGUCGGUUUGAAAAGAGAGCUGGCCGUAUAUGACUGGUUACGCUUGUUGGAUGAAGUAAAAUUCAAAGUCGACGGGACGGUAGGCCAAGGCUUUCACGAUCUCUUGUGCCCUCCAGCAGACCCCGCCGAGUUUGAACGCCUACUCUCCAAGCAUGGCCUUCAGCACGCUUGCCCCAUCCCUAUGCCCCCCUAUCAUGGCCCGCUGGCCGAGCUGCUGGAUCAGACGUCGGGACAUGCGCGUUCAGCCGAUUUCACCUAUCUCCUCUCUACGUGUUACGACCGGAUGAAGAGGACUUGUCUGGACCAUUUCGCCUCGCAGGUCUACGAUGAGAUCGUCUUGCUAGAAUCGUUGGACGAUGGCCUGUACUCGCAUGAUAAUGCAGCACGGGUCGAAUCACUCAAGUCGAAGCGUCUCGUCGAGUGUUUGCCAUUCCUGACUGAUUGGAGUCGGAGCGUUUGGGCCAAAGUUCCCGAUGAAGCCGUAGAGCGUACAUUGGGUUUGCCUGAGGUGGAAGGCUUCGCCACCCUGAUCUAUGCGGACUUUGCAAGUGGUAUAUGAGCCUCGUCACGGUUUUGUCACCAAGCCGCCGAGCUAGGUCGGACCCAAGUUGUAUACCCUUCAGCAUCGCCUAGAUUUGCACGUGGCCGAACCCCUACAGCUGCAUCGAUCAUAGCGAUGCUAAUAUGCUCAUAGCGAACUUGAAGCCCUCUGACCUUGUAGCGGGGAGAGGGACGGAUAGUUGUGGGUAUAGGAUACAAUUAUUCUGAAAUCGGCUACUUUGCA
Molecule: messenger RNA, 2595 nt
Organism: Filobasidium floriforme
Lineage: Eukaryota; Fungi; Basidiomycota; Tremellomycetes; Filobasidiales; Filobasidiaceae
Product: Peroxin-3
Exons: 6
Coding region: 61-2370 (769 amino acids)
Biological process (GO): protein import into peroxisome membrane
Cellular component (GO): peroxisomal membrane
Molecular function (GO): protein-macromolecule adaptor activity
Source: RefSeq, a predicted model, not a curated record